GUUUAUUAUGCAAACAUCUGGUGUGUUUAUCCCAGUGGAUAUAUCUGAAACAUGAUCCUGGUGAAAGUGUCCGAACGAUCGGCGAAAAUUGGUCCUGCGACGAAACGCCGAAUCCGGUACCGGUCGAUCCGUGGGCCUGCGGCAGGAUGACCGUGUGCAAAGCACAAUCAACGCCUUCAGAAACGAAGCCUUGUUCAGUCCCAUGUUCCUCGACGGUCGAUGUGGACCCUUUGAUAUCAGUUCCUACUUUUACAGGGUCAUCGUUUGAGACAGACAGUCGUCAGUUAUCUAAUGCGGAGGAAUUGACUCAUGAAAAUCGAGAUCUGGAACCAGAUGCAGUUGCGGACAGUGAGAGGCUUUUGUCAAGCCUGGGCGACGGAACUUCGUCAGCUGCGUUAAGUCAGGGACAACGAUCCAUUUUCACCCGGACCAUCUCCAUGGCCAAGGCUAAUCUCCCGGUGACAAGGUGGAAGUCGCAGCGGGGUUUCAAAAACGAAACAACCAACAAGAACAGAGGCAAGAAGAAUAAAAUACCGGUAGCGAUGCAGCCUCCCGAACGCCUUGACCUUGUGAAGUUGCCGCCAGAUAGACUGAAUACGGAGUGCGUUAUUGUCCCCCAGCAGAGUGAAAAAUCUCAGGGGAAGAAGAAGGGUAAAUAAUAAAGUGGUCGGCAUUAAACAGCUCUUUUACUGCAAAUUAAGGGAAAAAAUAACUCUCGAAUAUCGGGCAUUAUGCUGUACGAUGACGGAGACGUGGUUUAUUGUUAAAAUACCGGUUUACACCUGCAUAGAAGAGAUAUUUUUCUAGCGAAGGCGGCGUGAUCGAUUAAAUUUAUCUCUGUACAGACCUUGUUUACGAUCUUGGCAUGUGGAAUUUACAGUGAACGAGAAACGUCUGACAUCGCCUUGAAGUAUUCCCAGCAUGGAAAAACAACAAGGCGACAAAGUUAAUCGUCGAACAAGUUUGUUUUUUUCUGAUUCAAUAUAAGUAUUAUGCCUGAGAGCAAAACUUAGUAUUUGGGAGUUUCCAAAUUUUUAUGUACAAACGAAUAAACCAUCCCCAAUAUUAAAA
Neodiprion fabricii is the source of this 1071-nucleotide messenger RNA. RefSeq lists its product as uncharacterized. The record is from RefSeq and is a predicted model, not a curated record. The transcript has 5 exons. Lineage: Eukaryota; Metazoa; Arthropoda; Insecta; Hymenoptera; Diprionidae. Bases 147 to 659 code for a protein of 170 amino acids.